Messenger RNA from Rotaria sordida, 1869 nucleotides. The record is from the annotation of a GenBank genome assembly. NCBI's taxonomy places the organism in Eukaryota, Metazoa, Rotifera, Eurotatoria, Philodinida, Philodinidae.
AUGUUCCAACAUUUGAAGAACGCACUAGUUGAUAAACUUGAUGAACAACGUACACAAGAACGUUAUUGUACAAUUAAAUGGGAAGAUACAAGAAAAAUCGAAAUUAUUGAACAAAAAUAUAUUCGUCUACGACCAUUACAAGAUCUUGAAGAUAAUGUAACUUAUGAGAUUUAUAUUGAUGGUGUAAAACGUCAUGGAACAGUUCUUGCUCAUGGUACAAAACAACAUUGUGAAUUUAUUCUAAACAAAUCUUCGCCUCAUGAAUCAAAACAUCAAGUUGAAAAAAACAAUUCGAAUCGUCUCGAUGAUUUAUUUUUGAUGAGUAUUCUUGCAAAAUUAGUCAAUAAAACUCAAUCCGAUGAUACUAAUGAUGAUGAUUAUGAUGUUCAUGAUGCUAAAUGUGCUGCAUGUAGAAUGAAACCCAUUCGUCAAGUUGAUCGAUAUCAUUGUUUAGAAUGUACAUCACCAACUUAUGAUUUAUGUGGACGUUGUUUUGAAAGACGUUGUCAAACAGGAAAACAUUUUAAUGGUCAUGCUAUGGUUCAUUUUAAAUUACCAAAUGAAGUUUUAGGAAUACAAUUUAAUAAUAUUGACAAUGAAGUUAAUUUAAAUAGAUUAAGAAAUUUAGAUACACUUCGAUAUGAACGACAUGAUGAUAUAAAAUGUGAUGGAGUUUGUCAGAAAAAAAAUUUCAUUGGUUUACGUUUUAAAUGUGAUACAUGUCCAAAUUAUAAUUUAUGUGAAACAUGUGCAAUUGAUAAACAUAUUUGUACAAAAAAUCAUGAAGAAAAUCAUCCAUUAAUUUUAACUUCGAAUAGAGUUAUGCCAAAUAUCGAUCCAGAUGAUAUUGAAAUGGGAGAAGUUUUAGGUAGAGGAUCAUUUGGUUAUGUAUGUAAAGCAAUAUGGCGGCCAAAAAAUCGUCAAGUUGCUUGUAAAGUAAUUGAAAUAUCUGAUAGAUCAUCAACAUCAGAUCCAAAUCAUCGAAGUUUUCUUCUUGAAUUAGCUGCAUAUCGAGAAUUAUCAGGUCCAUAUAUUCUUCGAACAUUUGCAUAUGCAACUCGUGAUAUACCAGCAAAUCGUAAUCGUGGAUCAAAAACUCAAUUUAUGAUAAUAAUGGAAUUAAUGGGACGUGGAAGUUUACAAGAUCUUCUUGAAAAUCAACCAAAUCAAUUAUCAUUAAGACGUAAACUAGCCAUGUCUCGACAAAUUGCAUCAGGUAUGAGACGUAUUCAUCAACAUGGCAUGAUACAUCGUGAUAUUCGACCAGAUAAUAUUCUUAUUACUGAUAAUUAUGUCGCUAAAAUUGGUGAUAUGGGUAUUGCUCGUGUUCUUGAUCCAACUGGUCAACAAACUCAAUUAGGUUGUAUACAAUUUAUGCCACCAGAAUUUUUUCGUGAUGUAUCUGAUGGACAUGUUAAAUGUGAUGAAAAAUUAGAUAUAUAUACAUAUGGUGUUACAUUAAAUCAAUUAUUUACAGAAAAAAUGCAUCAUUUUCGUUUUUCUUCAUCCUUGCCAUGUAUUACAAUAACUAAGCAAAGUCCAGUUUUUUAUGAUGAAAUUAUUUCAAGAUGCUUAGAUGAAGAUUCAAAACGACGACCAACUGCUAUUGAAAUUGAAAAAACUUUGGAAUUCUAUGAACAAGCUUUCUUGAAAACAAUGAAUUCAGAUUCUUAUAUAAAAAUGACUAAACAACAAAAAGAUAAAGUUUUUAUUGAAUUUUAUGAAAAAAAUAAAAUUCAUAUGCAACGUUUUGUUAAAGAAAACUUUCCUCAACAAUUCAUACGUGAAAUUCCAAUUGAAUUUAUAAAUAAACCACAACAACAACCAAUAUCUAAUGAACAGUCAAAUGAAAUGUGUCGUGUUAAUUAA